This is a messenger RNA of Mycetomoellerius zeteki, 648 nucleotides long. RefSeq lists its product as uncharacterized. The transcript has 2 exons. Gene Ontology annotation, molecular function: nucleic acid binding. Bases 1 to 648 code for a protein of 215 amino acids. The record is from RefSeq and is a predicted model, not a curated record. Lineage: Eukaryota; Metazoa; Arthropoda; Insecta; Hymenoptera; Formicidae. Gene Ontology annotation, biological process: DNA integration.
AUGAAGAAGAGAUCCGGUGAGGAGAAAAAAGUUAGCUCCGAGAGACGUCGUCUCGUAGAGGAAUUGCACGCUCCGGCGAGAAGAAAUUUUUCGCGAAGGCGCGUCAUAGUCCGAGGAUACAACGAUCUGUGGCAGGCUGAUAUCGUCGAGAUACGUCCGUACUCGAGCUACAACAGAGGCCGUCACUACAUACUCACCGUCAUCGAUGUGUUGAGCAAGUACGCGUGGGCCGUACCGCUCAAAAGCAAAGGUGGAAGCGAGACGGCAGACGCUAUCGCUGAGAUAAUUCGAGAGAGUGGAAGAUGUCCGAAAAAUUUGCAAACGGAUAUGGGGAAGGAGUUUUACAACGCCGAUGUGCAAAAAAUCUUGACAAAACACAACGUUAAUCACUAUUCCACGUAUUCGACGCUGAAAGCCAAUUACAAGUGGGUCGACGAACUGCCGCGUCUCGUGUCAGAUUACAACGCGCGCAAGUAUCGCACUAUCGGUAUGCGACCCGCCGACGUAACUCCUGCGAUCGCCGAAAGACUCUUGGGCACGGUGUACAGCGCGAUAAAGAUCGCGGGUGCGGCGAAAUUCAAAGUGGGCGAUUCAGUACGCGUGAGCAAAUACAAGACAAUUUUUGAGAAGGGUUACACGCCAAAUUGA